This is a messenger RNA of Arxiozyma heterogenica, 1422 nucleotides long. RefSeq names its product C2H2-type zinc finger protein. Gene Ontology annotation, biological process: regulation of transcription by RNA polymerase II. Gene Ontology annotation, molecular function: DNA-binding transcription factor activity, RNA polymerase II-specific; RNA polymerase II cis-regulatory region sequence-specific DNA binding. The record is from RefSeq and is a predicted model, not a curated record. Bases 1 to 1422 code for a protein of 473 amino acids. NCBI's taxonomy places the organism in Eukaryota, Fungi, Ascomycota, Saccharomycetes, Saccharomycetales, Saccharomycetaceae. The transcript has a single exon.
AUGAGUAUUAUCAUGCAUUCCUCCUUCAACCAAUAUCAACCAAUUUCAGUUGGCCAUAAUAACUCAAUUAUAGAUCAAUUACCUGUUCCACAAGUUUAUUCAAUACAACAUCCAAUUCCAGUAACAGAUACUCAGUACAAUACUAUUUUAUACCCUUCUGUAAAUCUUGAUAAUGUAAAUCCGAAUAUUAAAUCUGAUACUGGUAUAAAAGUUGUACCUAAUCUCUAUAAUACUCCAAACAGCAUUGAUACUAAUAAAUUUUACAACCAACCUGUCGAUAAAAUUGUUUUACCUCCAAUUAACACAAUAAUAAGAAAGAAUAAUUGCAAUAUAAGAGAAGAAGCAACUCUAGGUAUUAUUGAAGGACAGAUGAAACAAAUUAAUAACACUGCUGUACCAGUUAAUGAUACAUAUCCUAAACAAGCCAUAAUAAGUACAAAUAAUAAUGUAGCUAAAAAUAUACCUGCAGAAAUAUCUCCACAGAUUCAGCAUGUUAAAUUAGGAUCACCUAUUAAACAAUUCCCCCAUACAUUAUCUAACUCAACAACACAUAUAGAUAGCCACAAUCCCAAUAUGAACAAAUUUAUACCUAUACAACCAAAUAUAAUACCAUACUCUGUUCCAAACAACAUAACAAAUUCUCUUACUCCAAUGCCACAAUUACAAACACCAAAUUUACCUGUUCCCUCAUCUCAACCAAUCUUACAGCAACAAGAACAACAAAGACAGUUGCAGCAGCCACAGCAACUGCAACCAUUCAUACCGCUUGAACAAAAUCAUCAAUCCCAAAUAUAUCAGCCAUAUCAUAUUUAUAUACCAAUGAUGCCAACAAAGUACCAAAUACAACAACAACCUACAGUUGCAGUUAAUAAUGGCUGUAUAUUGAAUCCACCAAGUGGCAUUCCAUCGUCGUUACAACAACAAUAUAUUACAAGUGAAGUACCUGUUACUGUGCUCCCAAUGGAAAAUUAUUCGGUAGUAAAUCCCAAUAUUUACUCAAAUUCUAUAACGGUUGAUGCCCCCAAAAAUAAUGACAACACUAAUAAGGAUAAUAUGGAAAAAAAUGAUCUUGAUAACAAAAUUGUAAAGAAUAAAAAAAAGGCAGGAAUAAAAUUUCGAGACAACUGCGUCUUCAACGGAGAUGUUAAGAUAAAUAACGAUCCACUUAAUGGUGUCCCUAGCUUGGAUACUAUUCAAACAAACUUAAAUAUUGCCAAAAGAUUGAGAAAGCAAUGUCCAGUAUGUGGUAAGAUUUGCUCUAGACCGUCUACUUUGAAAACCCACUAUUUAAUUCAUAGUGGUGAUACUCCUUUUAAAUGUACCUGGGAAGGUUGCACGAAAGCCUUCAAUGUUAAAUCCAAUAUGAUGAGGCAUUUAAAAUCUCAUCAGAAAAAAGCACAAAAAGGAGCAACAAGAAAUUAG